Molecule: messenger RNA, 927 nt
Organism: Orycteropus afer afer
Lineage: Eukaryota; Metazoa; Chordata; Mammalia; Tubulidentata; Orycteropodidae
Source: RefSeq, a predicted model, not a curated record
AUGAGAGGAGGCCAAGUAAAGGCCCCGGAGAAAGGCACCCAUGCCCUCUGCCCAUCCUUAGCCCUCAUGAAGCAGCUGGGCUGGAACAACGAGGAGAAGCAACAGCAGCACUGUGCAGGGGCCCACAGGAAGGUUCGCAGCGUGCCCCCGAGACUGCAGGCAGAUUGUGUGCACCUACAAGUGUGCCUACACUAAGUGUACAUCUACAUGUGUGCAUGUACUGUGUGCAUCUACAUCUACACGUGUGCGCAUAGUGUGUGCACCUACAUCUACAUGUGUGCCUACACUGCAUUGUACAUUUACUCAUGCACACAUGCUGUGUACAUCUACAUCUACAUGUGUGCAUAUACUGUGAGCAUCUACAUCAACGUGUGUGCCUAUGUACAUCUACAUGUGUGUGCAUGUGUGGUGUGCACCUACAUCUACACGUGUGCCCAAACUGAAGGCGAGUCCGGGGAGCCCACGAGGCGCCGCACAGCCGUGCACCUGCCGGGGCAGAGCCCACAGGCAGCCGUGACCCUGAGCCGGAGCCGCCCAUUCCGACUCCCUGCGCCCCCGUGUCCUGGCACAAAGCCGGACCUGGCGGGCAGUGGGCGGCCGCACACGGUCCGCUCCGCGCCGACGGCCCCCCUUCAGGACGCCGACGAGCCCCGGCCCGCCUGGCGCCCACCUCGACCCCAAGCAGCAAGGUCCUUCCGCGGCCAGGCCCCCACCGCAGCCCGCCUGCCCCGAAAAAGUCCCGCCGACUGCACGCGGCACGCUGGGAGGCCCGGCUCUGCCCACAGGGCCAGCGCGGGAUCCCGCGCGGUCUCCCAGCUAUGGGAUUGGGUCCGUGGCGCGAGGAGCCCCAUCCCCAAGUCAGCCGGGUCGGAGGAGAGCUCCCUCCUGCCCCGCGGUUUGCAGCUGGAGCCGACCUUUGGUACCUGA